AUGGCAGCUCUAAGAUCAGCACCAGCUUGCCACCCAAAUAGUUAUCUAGAUUACCUCCCAUCUUACCUGGCUAAGCAAGACAUAAAUUACAUUUUCCAGAAGACCAAUAAUGAAUUUGACUCCAAAUCUUUUUUUGAAAGCAACCCCUGUUUUAUAGACACUUCUGAAAAGCUGGUGCUGGAGGAUAUUGCUUUUCCAGUUGGAUUUGCUUGGGGUGCAGCUACAGCAGCAUAUCAAAUUGAAGAAGGCUGGAAUGCAGAUGGAAAGGGCCCUAAUGUCUGGGACAUAUUCACUCAUCAGGGAGGAGAUCGAGUUUUCAAGAACCAGACUGGUGAUGUAGCUUGUGGCAGCUACACUCUGUGGGAGGAAGAUUUGAAAUGUAUCAAACAGCUUGGAUUGACUCAUUAUUGCUUUUCUCUUUCCUGGUCACGUCUGUUACCUGAUGGGACGACAGGUUUCAUCAACCAGAAAGGCAAUUGUUUCUUAAAAAUAGAAGGUUGCAGCUUUAAUUCAAGGUUAUUGCUGCAGUCUGGCAUAAUUAAUCCAGUAUGCUAUUCUGCAGUGUAG
Molecule: messenger RNA, 567 nt
Organism: Haemorhous mexicanus (house finch)
Lineage: Eukaryota; Metazoa; Chordata; Aves; Passeriformes; Fringillidae
Product: cytosolic beta-glucosidase-like
Exons: 4
Coding region: 1-567 (188 amino acids)
Biological process (GO): carbohydrate metabolic process
Molecular function (GO): hydrolase activity, hydrolyzing O-glycosyl compounds
Source: RefSeq, a predicted model, not a curated record